Juglans microcarpa x Juglans regia is the source of this 1861-nucleotide messenger RNA. RefSeq names its product phospho-2-dehydro-3-deoxyheptonate aldolase 2, chloroplastic-like. Gene Ontology annotation, biological process: aromatic amino acid biosynthetic process. The transcript is spliced from 6 exons. Bases 1 to 1614 code for a protein of 537 amino acids. Lineage: Eukaryota; Viridiplantae; Streptophyta; Magnoliopsida; Fagales; Juglandaceae. Gene Ontology annotation, molecular function: 3-deoxy-7-phosphoheptulonate synthase activity. The record is from RefSeq and is a predicted model, not a curated record.
AUGAAUAGAAUUAUUAAUUACAAAUAUGCUAUCUCUAAUAUAAUAUUUCCACGUACUCCGCCGUUGACUCUCUCUCUCGAUGGCUCUCACCGCCGUCUCUCCCUCUCCUCCAAACCCCUUCUCCGCCACCAUCACCACUAUCUGCCCACUUCUCACAAACCCAUCUUAGCCGUCCACGCCGCUGACCCCUCCAAGUCCUCCAAAUCAUCUGCCGCGGCUGUAACCCCCUCAAUUCCAACCAAAUGGAGCCUGGAAAGCUGGAAAGCCAAGAAGGCCCUCCAGCUCCCUGAAUACCCUGAUCAAAAUGAGCUAGAAUCCGUCCUCAACACCCUCGAGUCUUUCCCUCCCAUCGUCUUCGCCGGUGAGGCCAGGAGCCUCGAGGACCGCCUGGCCGAGGCCUCUAUGGGCAAGGCUUUCCUGCUUCAGGGUGGGGAUUGUGCUGAGAGCUUCAAGGAGUUCAAUGCCAACAACAUUCGUGACACCUUCCGUGUUAUUCUCCAGAUGGGCGUCGUUCUCAUGUUCGGAGGACAAAUGCCUGUCAUCAAGGUGGGGAGAAUGGCGGGCCAGUUUGCAAAGCCUCGAUCGGAUCCAUUUGAAGAGAAGGAUGGAGUGAAGCUGCCAAGUUACAGAGGUGACAACAUCAACGGCGAUGCAUUUGAUAAAGAAUCAAGAAAUCCAGACCCUGAUAGGAUGAUUAGGGCCUAUUGCCAAUCCGUCGCAACUUUGAACCUCUUAAGGGCGUUUGCCACUGGAGGGUACGCGGCUAUGCAGAGAGUCACCCACUGGAAUCUAGAUUUCAUGGAGCACAGUGAGCAGGGAGAUAGGUACCGGGAACUGGCUCACCGAGUGGACGAGGCCCUUGGAUUCAUGGGUGCUGCUGGACUGACUGCUGAGCAUCCAAUCAUGACCACAACAGAUUUCUGGACAUCUCAUGAAUGCUUACUUCUGCCUUAUGAGCAAGCACUUACAAGAGAGGAUUCUACUUCUGGGCUGUACUAUGACUGCUCUGCUCACAUGCUUUGGGUGGGGGAACGAACCCGCCAACUUGAUGGUGCGCAUGUUGAGUUUUUGAGUGGAGUUGCCAAUCCUCUUGGCAUCAAGGUGAGUGACAAAAUGGAUCCGAAUGAGCUUGUUAGGCUCAUAGAUAUUCUAAAUCCCAAGAACAAGCCAGGAAGAUUAACAAUAAUUGUAAGAAUGGGAGCUGAGAACAUGAGAGUUAAGCUUCCUCAUCUAAUCAGAGCUGUUCGUAGAGCAGGUCAAAUUGUCACUUGGGUCAGUGACCCCAUGCAUGGGAAUACCAUUAAAGCUCCUUGUGGACUUAAAACCCGCUCCUUCGAUGCAAUUAGGGCUGAGGUGAGAGCAUUCUUUGAUGUACAUGAUCAAGAAGGAAGCUACCCUGGCGGGGUUCAUUUGGAGAUGACGGGGCAGAAUGUGACAGAAUGCGUGGGAGGCUCACUAACUGUAACAUAUAAUGAUCUCAGCUCGCGGUACCAUACCCAUUGUGACCCAAGGCUGAAUGCUUCGCAAUCUCUAGAGCUUGCCUUUAUUAUUGCGGAGCGGCUACGAAAGAGAAGAAUUGGAUCAAGGCAUUCGCUGGCCUCAAUUGGAUUCUAGUAGGCUUUUGUGUGUUUAAUGGUAUAACCUUUAGGAUGUGUUUGUUUUCUUCUUAUAAACUUAGAUGUUGUUUUGUGAAGUAUCUGUGAUUUCUGUAGUGACGGUGUGAAAGGGAUUCAAUUGUGGGCAAAUAAAUAAAAUGAGAACUAAAGAAACUACCAGUAAUGGUAAUGUAUUAUAUGGACUUGGACUACUGCUUUUAUGAUCGACGAAAAUGCAAGGCUUGCGUCAGUUAUGUGGAUCUAAA